AUGGAUCCAAUUGUGGAAGUAGUGGCUUUUAUUUUGGGGUUCAUUGGCUGGGUGAUGGUGGGGAUCUCCUUGGUGAAUCGUUACUGGAGGACCUCCACUGUCGAUGGGAGUGUCAUCACCACUUCCACCAUCUAUGAAAACCUGUGGAUGUCAUGUGCGACUGAUUCAACUGGGGUUCAUAACUGCAGGGAGUUCCCCUCGCUGCUUGCUUUGACUGGUUACAUCCAGGCAUCUCGUGCCUUGAUGAUCACAUCAGUCGUGUUUGGUACAUUUGGACUGGUGGCGGCCCUGAUAGGAAUAAAGUGUUCAAAGGCUGGAGGCGACAACUAUGUUCUCAAAGGAAGGAUUGCUGGAACAGCUGGAGUCCUUUUCAUACUUCAGGGUCUGUGCACAAUGGUCUCAGUGUCCUGGUACGCCUUCAACAUUACACGGGAAUUCUUUGACCCUUUAUACGCUGGGACAAGGUAUGAAAUAGGGGAAGGACUUUACAUUGGCUGGUGCUCCGCUUUGCUCGCCAUCAUUGGAGGAGCCUGUCUCACCUGCUCCUGCAAAAUGGACACAAGGGAAAAAUAUCCGUUGUCCCAUCAAACCAGGGGAACUGUAUACUCUGGACCUGCACCGGCCAGAAGCGGGAUUGCCAGUACUUAUGACCGGAAGGCCUAUGUUUAAAUAGGAUAUGAAAACAGAACUUUGUUGUUGGGGGUGAUCAGGUCUCUUCCAGAAGGAUGGGGUACUCUCCUACAUCGCUUUUUGUUGAUGCUUCUAACUAACGCCCUCUAGUGUUUAGUUUUUACACUUCAGAUAAAGUUUUUUUUGUCCAUGACAGUGAAAAAGCUGUAGGUUUAUGAAAACA
Molecule: messenger RNA, 853 nt
Organism: Monopterus albus (swamp eel)
Lineage: Eukaryota; Metazoa; Chordata; Actinopteri; Synbranchiformes; Synbranchidae
Gene: cldn15a
Product: claudin 15a
Exons: 5
Coding region: 1-669 (222 amino acids)
Cellular component (GO): membrane; bicellular tight junction
Molecular function (GO): structural molecule activity
Source: RefSeq, a predicted model, not a curated record